AUGGCCUUUAUUUUGUAUUUGACCGCUAGUCUUGGUGCUUUAUUAUUUUCUAGUACCGUUUGGUACAUAAUGUGGAACGUUGAUUAUUUCUUUUUUGUAUGGCAUCCAACAUUGAUGGCUUUAACUAUUUUCAUGGUGACAAAUGGCAUUCUUGCUCUUCAACAAACUAUGACCAGGGAAGAAAAAAGUUUGGGACUUGACUUGCAUAGAUUGAUUCAAACCAUUUCGUUAUUAAGUGCAAUCGGCGGAUUUUACGUCACCUUCACUUUUAAAAAUAUGAAUGAUAAAGAACAUUUCACAACUCCUCAUGGAGUAUUUGGAUUAAUAACAAUUAUACUUUUGAUAAUCCAAUCAGUUGCAGGAGGCACUUUGGUAAAUUUUCCUGGGUUAUUUGGAGGAGUUACCAAGGCACAAAGGAUUUAUAAAUAUCAUCGUAUGAGUGGAUAUUUCUUAUUAUUUCUUGUUUAUUUAACUGCUAUUGGAGGUACACAGAAUGAUUGGACAAAAAAUCAAUUUGAUAAUUUGUGGGUUUGGUUUUCAGCAGUCGGAUUGAUAUUAGUAGGAAUUGUUGGCAGGGUCAAAUCUAACAAAUUGAAAAUUAGAUAA
Molecule: messenger RNA, 606 nt
Organism: Entrophospora sp. SA101
Lineage: Eukaryota; Fungi; Glomeromycota; Glomeromycetes; Entrophosporales; Entrophosporaceae
Source: the annotation of a GenBank genome assembly